Messenger RNA from Racocetra fulgida, 248 nucleotides. The record is from the annotation of a GenBank genome assembly. NCBI's taxonomy places the organism in Eukaryota, Fungi, Glomeromycota, Glomeromycetes, Diversisporales, Gigasporaceae.
CACAGAUUACAAAGUCGCUAGAAAUCAUUAAAACUGAUUAUUCUAAAAUAAAUGAUCAUUUAAAUGAACCUUUAUUUUAUAUGAUACCUCUUUAUAACUGGGUUUGUGACAAGUUACAUAUUUUUUUAAGAGUAACAGAUCGUUUAUGGGAAUUAAUGUUGUUGGAUCUUGAUCGAGAACAAGUUAAAGAAACAAUUUGGCAAACAAGAAUUUUAGAUAAAAUGAAAAGACUUAAAAUAGCUUUUUAA